This is a messenger RNA of Acaulospora colombiana, 927 nucleotides long. NCBI's taxonomy places the organism in Eukaryota, Fungi, Glomeromycota, Glomeromycetes, Diversisporales, Acaulosporaceae. The record is from the annotation of a GenBank genome assembly.
AUGGCAACAAGCGAAUCCACUUAUCAACUCUUUUGCAUGGGAAAUCCUUUACUAGAUAUGCAAAUUACAAACGGAGAGCCUCUCUUACAAAAGUAUAAUCUUAAGGCCAAUGAUGCUAUCCUUGCCGGCCCAGAGCACACAGAUCUCUACACGGAUAUCAAGAACUCCCAGGAUGUUAAAUAUGUUGCGGGAGGUGCUGCACAAAACGCUGCUCGUGGUGCCGCGUACAUUCUCCCGGAAAAAUCUGUCGUUUAUACUGGAUGUGUUGGAGAUGACGAUCUCGCCGACAGAUUGAGGGAAGCCAAUACUAAAGAAGGCGUCGAAAGUGCAUACCUUGUAAAGCCUGGACAACAGACUGGCGCCUGUGGAGUCGUGAUCACUGGGCAUCACAGUUUACUAAAAGAGACAAGGUCAUUGGUUACAACUCUACGUGCUGCUGAAUUAUUCGACAAAGCUCACCUUUCGACCCCAGAAGUUGCCUCGUUGAUUAAUGGCGCCAAAUACUUCUACAUUGGAGGAUUUUUCCUUACACAUGGUGUAGAGAGUGCAAUAGAGCUAGCAAAGACUGCAUCUGAUGCUGGAAAGGUUGUAGCACUCAAUCUAUCGGCUCCAUUUAUUGCACAAUUCUUCAAGGUCCAACUGGACAGUGUUCUGCCUUACGUCGAUUACUUGAUCGGUAACGAAUCGGAGGCAGAAGCUUAUGGUGCAGCUGCCGGUCUCGUUGAACCCAAGGACCAUGUAGCAAUUGCUAAAUCUAUCGCACUGUUAAAAAAGACGAAUCCCUCUCGACCACGUAUCGUGGUCAUCACACGAGGAGCAGAUUCGACUGUCGUGGUGUCGUCGAAGAACCCAGAAGAAGCCGCCACCUAUCCCGUCGAAAAGCUUCGAGAUGACGAAAUUGUGGAUACAAAUGGUGCUAAUAUCUGA